Danaus chrysippus (African queen) is the source of this 702-nucleotide messenger RNA. The record is from the annotation of a GenBank genome assembly. Lineage: Eukaryota; Metazoa; Arthropoda; Insecta; Lepidoptera; Nymphalidae.
AUGAUGAAGUUCCAACUCUUCGCUUUAUUAUUAGUCAUUGCUGCUGCUUCAGCAAAGCCCUCUUUCAGCGAUGUCAGUAUCGUUGAUGAGUCCAGCGAUAGGCAGCAGAGAAUAAUCGUAGAAGGACAAAUAAGAAGGAUCAUUCAACAAAUCAGAGAAGGUAUCCAGAAAGCCGGACUCGAUCCUCUAGAAGUUGAAAGAGCAGAGUACGAAGACUCUCCAAUACCUUUCUUAGUUGAGAUCAAGGCUUUCAUUGAGAACCUUAAGUUUAAUGGUCUCAGUAACAUCGUUAUUCACAAUCUCAACUACAGUCUUAUUUUUAAUAGACUUCGAAUGGACCUUUCUCUACCAGCAAUCAGAUUGUCGAUUGGUGAUUCUGGUAUUGAAGCCUCUGUUUUCGGCAAUUCUUUGGAAGGUCAAUUGAAAGGAAGCGUUGCCAUAAUUUCACUACGUCUCGCAACAGAAGUUCGCGUGAAUAUUGGCAUCAUUAGUGGCAUUAGCAUCCGUAGUAUAUCAAUAAACUUAUCUCUUGGUGGUAUUGAGUCCGAUGUUUCCAUCUCACUAUUAGGUAACGAUUUAUCUGAUGAAGUAAAUGUUUUGCUGGGGGAAAGCAUUCCCAAGUUUUUCUCGGAGAACGCGGCCAGCAUCAAUAAAUUCCUCGAAGAUCUUAUUAAGGGUCUCUUAGAUAGGUCGUCAUUUUGA